AUGAAAAAUGAGCAUCUUUUAAACAAAGAUUACGACCUUGCAAAAAAAUUAAGAUUGCUUUGCUUGAUUGCGAUUUUCCUUCCCAAAUAUAUUACACAUCUCCAUGACUAA
Theileria orientalis strain Shintoku is the source of this 111-nucleotide messenger RNA. RefSeq lists its product as hypothetical. The record is from RefSeq and is a predicted model, not a curated record. Lineage: Eukaryota; Apicomplexa; Aconoidasida; Piroplasmida; Theileriidae. Bases 1 to 111 code for a protein of 36 amino acids. The transcript has a single exon.